CCCCCCCCCCCCCCCCCUCAAAUAGAAUCCUAGGUUUGUUCAAGCUAAUUACUAUCGUCAUCAUUUCGCUCUUUAUACAUAUAAAUGCGUAGAUGAGUACAUACAUGGAUGCAGAAAUUCAUUAACAUGUUUGUUCAUGUAUUACGAGAUGGGUUUUGUAAAGGAAGAAGAUUGUUGUAAUUUCUUGAUUUUAGUUUGGAAAUAUGGGUUAUUUGAUGGUUUUUAGGUUUUCACUGCAUUUUAGUAACUUUUUUUAUUUUAUUUUGUUUUUCCUUUGGUUAAAGAUCUCAGCUUUAUGAGGUUUAUGUUGUAAUAUAUAGUACAUUCUCAAUCUAGGGCUUCUUUUCCAGAUCCCCAAUUUUUGUCAUCCAUGCAUCACUCGCCAAGGAAAAGAGAUUUCAGAAUGUGGAAGCAGAUUUUGAGUAAACUCCCUCGCAAAUCCGCAAAAUUGGAUGCGGAUUCGGCAAGAACCCCUAAUUCUGGCAUCAAUAUGUCAUCCCCUGGCUCAGGCCGGCCUAAUGCUGCUAGCCCUGCUGUUAAACGGGCUGCAAUUUUCCCUGCCAGUCCAAUUGCCGGCAUCGAACCAUUGCUGGCAUUUAAAGAUGUACCAAGCUCUGAAAAAAUGAAUCUUUUCAUCAGUAAGUUGAGCCUCUGCUGCGUGGUGUUUGACUUCACAGACCCUGUGAAAAACACCCAAGAAAAGGAGCUCAAACGAGCCACACUGCUUGAGCUUCUCGAUUUUGUAUCGCAGAAUUCCACAAAGUUCUCGGAGCCUGCAGUUUUAGCUGCAUGCAAAAUGUGUUCCAUUAAUUUAUUUCGUGAUUUCCCUCCUAGUUAUCGGUCGAGUAACACCAAUUUAGGUGAAAACGACAAUGACUCCGAGCCAACAUUUGAUCCUGCGUGGUCUCACCUGCAAAUUGUGUAUGAUUUCUUUCUCAAGUUUGUGACUUCACCGUCACUGGAAGCAAAGGUCGCAAAGAAGUAUAUAAACCAUUCCUUUAUUACAAGGACUAUUGACUUGUUUCAUUCUGAGGAUCCCAGGGAAAGGGAUUGUCUAAAAGCAAUUCUGCAUAGGAUUUAUGGGAAGUUUAUGGUUCACCGGCCAUUUGUAAGGAAGAGUAUGAGCCAUCUGUUUUACAGAUUUGUGUUUGAGACCGAGAAGCAUAAUGGGAUUGCAGAGUUAUUGGAGAUUUUUGGGAGUGUGAUUACUGGAUUUGCUUUGCCGUUGAAGGAAGAGCAUAAGAUUUUUCUUUGGAGGGCAUUGAUUCCGCUGCACAAGCCAAAGUCACUGGGGGUUUACUUUCAGCAGCUGUCAUAUUGUGUGACACAGUUUAUAGAGAAGGAGCCAAAGUUGGCCGGUGGCGUGAUUAAGGGUCUAUUGAAAUACUGGCCAAUCACAAAUAGUCAGAAGGAGGUAAUGUUCUUAGGUGAGUUGGAGGAGAUUCUGGAAGCAAUUAACAUGGCUGAUUUCCAAAAAGUCAUGGUUCCAUUAUUCUGGCGGAUUGGACAAUGCAUCAGUAGCUACCAUUUUCAGGUAGCCGAAAGGGCUCUGUUCCUAUGGAACAAUGACCAAGUUAUCAAUCUAAUUGCACAUAACCGGCAUGUGAUUCUGCCCAUUGUACUCCCGGCUUUAGAAAGCAAUGCUCAAAACCACUGGAAUCAGGCUGUGCUCAACUUAACCUUAAACGUAAAAAAGAUGUUCUCUGAAAUGGACGAUGCUCUGGUCCUGGCUUGCAUUUCCAGUUACAAUGAGGAACAAGAAAAGCUAAACUUUGAAGUCAAGAAGCGGAAGGAAGCGUGGGAGCUCUUGGAGAAUGCUGCCAGUCGCCAGCCAAUAGCUGGAAACACUGCAGUUCUUGUAACUCCUUGAACACUACGAAAUGUUCUGUUUGUGUGUGCGCUCACCUAUUUUGGUUGUUGGGGGGACCUUAAGAGUUGGGAUGGUCAUGGAUGUCGUCGUGCAUGCUCAAUACAUAGUAUUGGAAAGGACUGGACGACAAGCUUCUUUUUAUCACUUGCUGUUUCAGUGCUGUCCAAUCGUCCUUACCGAACAUGCAUGGAUUGUUUUGGAGGAUCCAUCGAUAACCUGUUGUAACAAAAUCUAAUCUGAUGCUGUUUAAUUAUGUUGUUUUCCCCUGAAACUGAUGGAUGGGAAGAGUCCUGUAUCCUUUUCCCCUUGAUUGAAUGUACAUUUUCCUUAUUCCUCCUUGUUUGUUCGGAUUAUUUUUUGCCUCUAGGUGUUUGUAUUGAUGCUUGUUUGGCGAAGCUUAAAUUUUAACUUAACCUGGUCAAAUAAAUACGUUUAUCAA
Molecule: messenger RNA, 2309 nt
Organism: Olea europaea var. sylvestris
Lineage: Eukaryota; Viridiplantae; Streptophyta; Magnoliopsida; Lamiales; Oleaceae
Product: serine/threonine protein phosphatase 2A 57 kDa regulatory subunit B' kappa isoform-like
Exons: 3
Coding region: 371-1870 (499 amino acids)
Biological process (GO): signal transduction
Cellular component (GO): protein phosphatase type 2A complex
Molecular function (GO): protein phosphatase regulator activity
Source: RefSeq, a predicted model, not a curated record